CAGAGCAGUGGGUGCUAUCAGAGCCAAACACCUCAUACCACACACCAACAGGCAAACAGCUCAUAUCCACUAUACAUCGCCCCGAAACAGAACUCAUUCACUGUCUUCCAGGAUGAGUUACACACUGGAUAGUAUAGGGACCCCCGUUUAUCGGAGGGCAGAGUCUCGUAGCUAUAACCGCACCAGCGCAUCCCCGUCCACUAGCUAUAGACCCCAGUCAUGGGCAAGGACGAAUCCGGCCACAUUUUCAACUUCCUACAAGAGGACCACCACAGUGCCUAGGGCGUACAGCUCCACUGUGCUGUGCUCAUCCGACAACAUCGACGUAACCCCGUCUAUGUUCAACGGGGACUACAAGCGCUCCAACGAAAAAGAACAGCUUCAAGGGCUCAACGACCGCUUUGCCGGCUAUAUUGACAGAGUGCAUUAUUUAGAACAACAGAACAGGGAGAUUGAGGCUGAGAUCCAGGCGCUGCGGCAGAAACAAGUGUCGCACUCCCAGCUAGGUGAUGUAUACGACCAAGAGCUUAGCGAACUGCGCUCGAUGCUGGAGCAGAUACACCACGACAAGGCACAGGUUCAGCUUGACUCAGACCACCUGGAAGAAGACAUUCAGAGGGUAAAGGAGCGCUACGAGGAUGAGCUCCGAAUCAGAGACGAGACGGAAGCGACUAUCCGAGCCGCGAAGAAAGACAUGGACGAUUCGGCCCUUAUAAAAGUAGAAUUGGAAAAGAAAGUUCAGUCUAUUAGAGACGAAUUGGAGUUCCUGCGCAACCAUCACGAGGAAGAGGUAAGCGAUCUUCUGUCUCAGGUGCAAGCGUCGCAGGUUACUGUGGAGAGGAAAGACUACCUGAAGACUGACAUCUCCGCGGCGCUCCGUGAGAUCCGCUCCCAGUUGGAUGGCUACUCUUCUCAGAAUCUGCAACAGGCUGAGGAAUUGCUCAUGUGCCGCUAUUCCAAGCUGACCGAAGCUGCCGAAGUUAAUAAAAAUGCUAUCAGUGCAGCCCGGAAUGAGAUUGACGACUAUCGCCGCCAGAUACAAAAACAGAAUAUCGAACUGGAGUCUGUCCGCAGCACCAAGGAAUCACUGGAGAGGCAACUGAAUGAUAUCGAUGACAGACACCACAAUGAUAUGAGCAGUUAUCAGGAGACAAUUCACCAGCUGGAUAAUGAGCUGAAGGGUACUAAGUGGGAAAUGGCCCGUCACCUGAGGGAGUAUCAAGACCUGCUCAACGUAAAGAUGGCCCUGGAUAUUGAGAUUGCUGCAUACAGGAAACUUCUGGAAGGUGAAGAGACUCGCUUCAGCACCUUCAGCCCCUCUUUUCCUUACCGCCAACCCAUUGCCCCCUCCAAGAGCCCAAAAGACAAAAUUGAACCUCCCAAGCUGAAAGUACAGCACAAGUUUGUGGAGGAAAUCAUUGAAGAGACAAAAGUGGAGGACGAGGACUCAGAGAUUGAUGACUCCCUGGCUGAAGUGGCCGAAGAGCUGGCUGCUGACCUGAAAGAAGGAGAGGAGGACAAAGAGGGUGAGGCAGGAGAAGAAGAGCUGGUCGCCUCCACUGAGGCCAAGGUGAGCGCUUGUGCCCCAGAUGACCAGGAAGAGGAGGGAGAGAAAGAGGGAGAUGAGGAAGAAGAAGGUGGAGAUGAGGGAGAGAGUGAAGAGAAAGGAGAAGAAGGAAAGGAAGAUGAGGAAGAAGGAGAAGAUGAGGGUGAGGGAGAUGAAGAGGCAUUAGUGAUGGAGGAGACUGUACUCUGUACCAAGGUUUCUAAAUCUGAGACAGUACCUGCAAAAUCAGAAGAGGGAGACAAAGAGGACAGUGCUGAAGAAGAGGAAGAGGGAGAAGGAGAUAAAGAGGGAGAGAAAGAGGAGAAAGAAGGGAGUGACAAAGGAUCUACCAAUGGUGAGAAGGAGGAAGCAGGAGCAGAGGAUAAGGGUGAAGAAGCUGAGACUGUAGAAGAUGAAGAAACAAAGGAAGAGAUAAGUGAGGAGCCAGAGGUAAAGAAAGCAGAUAAGGAAGAUAUAGCAGUGAAUGGAGAGGUGAAGAAAAUUGACUCUGAUGAUGAAGACACACAGGGGAAAGAGAAGGAAGAUGUUGAGGAGAAACAGGCAGGAAAGGAAGUAGUGAAGGAGAGCCCCACCAAAGAGAGCCCCACUAAAGAGAGUCCCACCAAGGAGAGCCCCACCAAAGAGAGUCCCACCAAAGAGAGCCCCACCAAGGAGAGUCCCACUAAAGAGAGUCCCACCAAAGAGAGCCCCACCAAGGAGAGCCCUACUAAAGAGAGUCCCACCAAAGAGAGUCCCACCAAGGAGAGUCCCACUAAAGAGAGUCCCACCAAAGAGAGUCCCACCAAGGAGAGUCCCACCAAGGAGAGCCCCACUAAAGAGAGUCCCACCAAGGAGAGCCCCACUAAAGAGAGUCCCACCAAGGAGAGUCCCACCAAGGAGAGCCCCACUAAAGAGAGUCCCACCAAGGAGAGCCCCACCAAAGAGAGCCCAACCAAGUUGAGCCCCACUAAAGAGAGCCCCACUAAAGAUAGUCCCACCAAGGAGAGUCCCACUAAAGAGAGCCCCACCAAGGAGAGCCCCACUAAAGAGAGUCCCACCAAGGAAAGUCCUACAAAAGAGAGUCCCACUAAAGGGAGUCCCACCAAAGAGAGCCCAACCAAGUUGAGCCCAACAAAAGGAAGUCCCACCAAAGAGAGUCCCACUAAAGAGAGUCCCACCAAGGAGAGCCCCACCAAAGAGAGUCCCACCAAAGAGAGCCCCACUAAAGAGAGUCCCACCAAGGAGAGCCCCACUAAAGAGAGCCCCACUAAAGAGAGUCCCACUAAAGAGAGUCCCACCAAGGGGAGCCCCACCAAGGAGAGCCCCACUAAAGAGAGUCCCACCAAAGAGAGCCCCACUAAAGAGAGUCCCACCAAGGAGAGCCCCACCAAAGAGAGCCCCACUAAAGAGAGUCCCACCAAGGAGAGCCCCACUAAAGAGAGUCCUACCAAGGAGAGUCCAACCGAGGAGCAGACUCCCACAAAAGAAGACCCUAGUCAAAAGGUGGUGAUUACCAAAACUGUGGAGACUAUCACCACUGGAGAAGAUGGAGCCAAACAUGUCACCAAGUCUGUUACGGUGACAGAGACAGUGGAGGAAGCAGAGGAUACCGUGGAGGAGAAAAUGGUUGCUACCAAGAAGGUGGAGAAAGUUACCACUCAAGCAAUCAAAAAAGUCGUCACAGAAACAGAGUGAAUAAUUUAAGCAAAUGCAAGAGGAUCAGGGGUUGAGAUAUGGGGCUAUCCCUAAAGAAUAAGAAUGACAUGUUUUGAGAGCCAUUAGAUGCAACACGCUAAUCAAAAACGCAUGUCGAGUGAUAGCUUAUAAAUGGGCUUUACUGCAGUUGUGGACCUGCGGGUGAGUUGGGGGGUGUAAAGUAUUUGGAAAGGGGACACAAAUUGUCUGCAUGCUACUUUAAAUAAUUGAUUUUGGAGAGCAAAUUCUGAUGUAAGUGUAUAUACACAUGCACAGAGUAAAUGCAAAAAAUAAGCUAAACUUAAAUGAAAUGUGAUGAUGAGAUUUCACUUGGAAUGGGGAUGGGUGGGUUCUAAACAGUCAGGUGGGAUGGUUAGUUUAGUAAGGUGUGUAAAAGCUAAUGAAGCAGCUUGCAUAUGCAAAGAACCAACUGAGCCAAUAUUAAUAGUGGACAAUCUACAUGAAUACUGGGAUAGAGAAUUAAUAAAUCUAAGUUAAUAAUGUGAGGAAGUGGGAAAGUUCCAAGCCUUAAAAUGCUGUUUAUUCUUGUCAGCUAUGUUUACCCAGUGAGUGCAAUUUAAAUAAACACGCACAUACGCACACAUCCACAUACUGAAGGACAUGCAUUCAAAACUUAACACAACUGAGGUGCUAAUGUUCUCAAUCCCCUUUGAUCAAUCAUAAGCAUUUGCUCAAUAAAUAUACUGAAUUACUGUC
Conger conger (European conger) is the source of this 3958-nucleotide messenger RNA. It is a transcript of the gene nefmb, whose product is annotated as neurofilament medium chain b. Gene Ontology annotation, biological process: neurofilament bundle assembly. Lineage: Eukaryota; Metazoa; Chordata; Actinopteri; Anguilliformes; Congridae. Bases 113 to 3241 code for a protein of 1042 amino acids. Gene Ontology annotation, cellular component: intermediate filament; cytoplasm; postsynaptic intermediate filament cytoskeleton. The transcript has 3 exons. Gene Ontology annotation, molecular function: structural constituent of cytoskeleton. The record is from RefSeq and is a predicted model, not a curated record.